Molecule: messenger RNA, 2843 nt
Organism: Oryzias melastigma (Indian medaka)
Lineage: Eukaryota; Metazoa; Chordata; Actinopteri; Beloniformes; Adrianichthyidae
Gene: wnt4b
Product: wingless-type MMTV integration site family, member 4b
Exons: 9
Coding region: 519-1595 (358 amino acids)
Biological process (GO): neuron differentiation; cell fate commitment; canonical Wnt signaling pathway
Cellular component (GO): extracellular region
Molecular function (GO): cytokine activity; frizzled binding
Source: RefSeq, a predicted model, not a curated record
CCCAUCAUUCUCAUCCGACUUCUUUCACACAUUCUGAUUUCCACCUGGAAUAAACACUCGUUGGAGAUGGAGAAGAAAUGACACAACGCUUCCCCUUUUUGAAGAGAAGGACACUUUCGUUAGGACCUCUGGACUUGAACUUUCUCACCUUUUGGAAUACAUUUAAGUGUUCUUCGAUUCAGUCGGACGCAUGGACUUAUUUGCAUGUUUGAAGGAUGAGUUUACCUUGCAGUUUGUAAAAUACUACUUUAAUUAUGCUUUCGCUGCCAGUGACAGAGCUGAGGAUACCAGUACAACUUUGCUGCUUAAAAUUUUGAUUUAUUCUGGAAUAACUGGCCAUCACAGAGGUAUGAUGUGAAAUGUGGGGAUCAUCCCCUGAUUCUGGACUACAACCAUAAAGCCACACGUGACGAGAAGAAGCCAGCGAAGGACAAAUUGCUUGCACUGUGGAGACACACAGCGUGCUGCCCAACGACCCAGCCUGACGCACGGAGACGGACAGACAGACCGACAGUCUGAUGCCAACUGUCUCCCCUGUCAAUCUCACGGCACCACUCCUCCUCCUGUUGCUAUGGGCAACCCACUCCACCAUGGCAACCAACUGGCUCUCCCUAGGGAGGCUGCCUCGCUCCAGGCCCGUGUCGGGUGCUGCCCCAUGUGGACGGCUGAGGGGGCUGACCCCAGGACAGGUGGGAGUGUGCAGAGCACGGGGGGAGGUCAUGGAGUCUGUACGCAAGGCAGCGGAGAUGGUUAUAGAAGAGUGUCAGCACCAGUUCAGGAAUCGCAGAUGGAACUGUUCCACCACCCCACGAGGGAUCAACGUCUUUGGCAGAGUCAUGAACCAAGGCACUCGUGAGGCAGCCUUCGUGCAUGCUUUGUCCUCUGCAGCCGUGGCAGUGGCUGUGACCCGAGCAUGCACCCGUGGGGAGCUGGAGAGAUGUGGCUGUGACAGGAAGGUCAGGGGUGUCAGUCCAGAAGGAUUCCAGUGGUCGGGAUGUAGUGACAACCUGUCCUAUGGUGUAGCUUUCUCUCAAACUUUUGUGGAUGAACCAGAGCGAGGCAAAGGGCUGUCCGCAGGGCGCCCGCUCAUGAACCUUCACAACAAUGAGGCUGGUCGAAAGGCCAUCCUUCACAACAUGCAGGUGGAGUGCAAGUGUCAUGGCGUCUCGGGCUCAUGUGAGCUGAGGACCUGCUGGAAGGUCAUGCCUCCAUUUAGACGGGUCGGAAUAGUGCUGAAGGAACGUUUUGAUGGAGCUACAGAGGUCCGUUUGACGCGUAUUGGAUCCAGACCGGCGCUGCUCCCUCGUGACCCCUACGUUAAACCCCCAGCUGCUAGAGACCUCGUGUAUCUUUCCCCGUCUCCAGAUUUCUGCCAUCUUGACCCCGACAAUGGCAUACCUGGAACUGCUGGUCGGAGAUGUAACGGGACUUCUCGGUUGGCUCCAGACGGCUGUGAGCUGGUUUGCUGCGGGCCAGGGUACAAAGCGGGCCGGGCUGAGGUGGUGCAGCGCUGCUCCUGCAAGUUUUCCUGGUGCUGCUCAGUUCGCUGUCAGCAGUGCAAGAACACAGUCACCAUUCACACCUGCAGGGUGUAGGACGACCAAAACGCCAGACUGAGAAAGGCUGAAAAUCCUUACAAACCACCUGCACUGAUCCCGAAGCGGAUCGACUAGACAAGAAAGCAGUGUCAGUGUGACUGACUUCCAUGCUUUGGUGAAAAAGUUUUUAAAAAAGCAGCAAAAUCAGGCCAAAAAUAGAAAACAAAAAAUCAGCACUACCAAUUUUUUGCUCCUAAUAUAUUUCAGACUGCUUCCACAGGCUCAGUGCGUGAACACACAGUGCAGUCAACCACCUGACAAAGCUUUGAAAGCUGAACCUAACAAGAACUAACAGAUGUUGCACCAAGCCUUUAUUUUGAAAAUCCCUUUCUUUAGUGUGUACAUCUAAGGCUAGCAGGUCCUAUUGUAUUUAUGUCUUCUUCUCGAUUCUGAUUUAUUUAUUCAUAUAUCAGAGUCUGCUUCAAUUCAGCCCGCAGCAUCAAGAAAAACAUCUACUUAUAACAGUGUUUUGACCUUGACUUGCUUUUGAAAUUCUUCCAUUUGCUCGUUAAUAAAAGCAGUGCUUUUAGAUCUGUUCAAGAAAUCUAAUAAAUUGGUAGUUUAUACAUAAUGCCAACAUUUAUUUGAUUUCUAUUCUGAACUUAAACACACAUAGCAGCUAGACACAACAGCAUAUCCAUCUGUUGAUCUAUUUAGUGUUUAAAAAGGAGUUGUGAGGGUACACAGAGUGGCUCAAUUGUUCAUCCCCUGUUUAGCAAAACUCACCUUGCAACUUUUCUGUUGACAGUUUUCAUGCUACAUUAGUUGCUGCCAGUUCUCUCACGAGUCAAGCAGAGGUAUGAACAUGAAAUAGAGCCCUGUAAGCAUUUACAGUCUGAUUUUAGGUUCUAGCUAGCAGAUUCCAUCCCAUAUCAUCACUCAAAACUGCGACAAAUGUGUGGCACAAAAGAUAAGAAAUAACAAAGGAGCAGUUGUGUGCAGUCACUGGACCAAAUCUGUGUAGCACAUGAAGUGCAGAGCUUUGAAAAUGACAUUAAAGACGUUUCUGAUGAAUGCUUUAAUGCUAAAAAACAAGCCGGACUCAACUACAGCCUGCCUCAUUUUUGUUGCUCAAGUGCAUUGUAAUCUUGCAAGGAAGUUUGUUGUGUAAACAUGUCAUACAAAAAAAGUCAAGUCACGCUUGUGGUUGUCUGCAUGGUCAAAAUGUAGCUUGUUAAACAGAAUAUUUCCUAAAGCUCAAAAACAACAUAAUUUUACAACUUAAAACAAUAAAAUGCAGCCUCA